Messenger RNA from Gymnodraco acuticeps, 3095 nucleotides. RefSeq names its product protein phosphatase 3, regulatory subunit B, alpha a (gene ppp3r1a). Gene Ontology annotation, molecular function: calcium-dependent protein serine/threonine phosphatase regulator activity; calcium ion binding. Bases 274 to 786 code for a protein of 170 amino acids. The transcript is spliced from 6 exons. The record is from RefSeq and is a predicted model, not a curated record. NCBI's taxonomy places the organism in Eukaryota, Metazoa, Chordata, Actinopteri, Perciformes, Bathydraconidae.
CUCCUCCCCUCCGCCACCGCCUGCUUGUCAAACCGAGCCUCCUCCUCCGUCCCCUCCCAGCGGGUCUGCCUCCCUUUGCUACAGCACAGAAAGCCUUGGUGAAGGAGCCUGAAGCUGGGUUUUAAAGCCAGGACGAGAGACCUCAGAGAGUACCACAACCAUAUAUUUUGUAGUACUUCUCGCCACAUCUCGGCGACCUACCAACUCCCCCUCCCUCUCUCUCUCCCCUGUUGGACCUCUUUUCCGCCUGGAUUUCAUCAUCCGACCUGCAAGAUGGGAAAUGAAGGCAGUUUCCCGCUGGAGAUGUGCACGCAUUUCGAUGCUGAUGAGAUUAAGAGGCUAGGGAAGAGGUUUAAGAAACUCGACCUGGAUAACUCGGGCUCUCUGAGCGUGGAGGAGUUCAUGUCGCUGCCCGAGCUGCAGCAGAACCCGCUGGUGCAGAGGGUCAUCGACAUCUUCGAUACGGACGGGAACGGAGAGGUGGACUUCAAAGAGUUCAUCGAGGGAGUCUCACAGUUCAGCGUCAAGGGGGACAAAGAGCAGAAGCUCCGGUUCGCUUUCAGGAUCUACGACAUGGACAAGGACGGCUACAUCUCCAACGGCGAGCUCUUCCAGGUGCUGAAGAUGAUGGUGGGCAGCAACCUGAAGGACACGCAGCUGCAGCAGAUCGUGGACAAAACCAUCAUCAACGCAGACAGAGACGGAGACGGCAAGAUAUCCUUCGAAGAGUUCUGUUUAGUGGUCGGCGGUCUCGAUAUACACAAAAAGAUGGUGGUGGACGUGUGAGCGCUCCCUGCUCGUCGACCCCCUACCCACCCCCCCCCUCUCCUCCUCAACACUCGCUUUCUCCACCAUCUCUGAAGAUGUGCUCCAGACGUCCGGCAAAGCGCUCUCUGUGUAACUCAAUGGAAGUAUUCUCUCUCUCGCUCUCUCUCUCUCUCUCUGAAGCCACUCAUUCUGUCAGAAACCACAGGCCUUGUGAAGCCACACUGAAGUGUUAUUGAACUGUAAUCCUCUCAAUAACCAGGUCGUAGCACUUUAAGAGACUGAAGGACUUAUAACUGUCAUUUUUGGAGAGCAACUCCAUUUUUGGAUGGGGGGGGGGGGAGAAAGGAAAGGGGCUCAUUGGCUUGUUCAUAAUUCAUCCUUUCUUUUUCUUUUUUGUUAAUUGUUAUUUUUGAUAUUUAUGUUUUUGUUCUUGUCUUUUAUAAAGAAACACAAGUAUAUCUACGGUUGUCUCUUGAAGGGGAAGUGUAUAGCAUAUUAUGAACACUUGACUUACAGUACAACAACAAAGUAGGGUAUGAAGUGCCAACCAGAACAUAUCCAGAAACCAGUUCAAGUUAUUACCUUUCAUCAUUCAUGUCCCGCAGACCGGCACUCCCUCCAGUCAUAUUACAUGCAAACUACAUUUCAGAUUUUCCUUCCUCUGUUUUGAUUAGACCAGUAAAGCAAUCCAUGUUUGUCUUUGUCUGCGAGAAGCUAGUGUUAAUCAUACUUAAGAAUGUGUUUAUAUUGUUGGAGGUUAUCCUUGUUUUCCUGUCAUGAAAUCAUAGGUAGAUAUAUUAAUGCCAAGAAAAUGUCUUUCCAGAAAAAAUAAUUUGUGGCUGCAAACUGGUUUACUCUCUCAUUUAGCAGUGUGCAUCCAUGAGACAAUCUCCAAAGUAAAGAAAGGCUCUGCGUUCACACUGAGAUAUGUAUUUAAUGACAAGAGGCUGGAUUGACUUGGCUAAGAACUGGAAGAUAUAGUGUGAAUAGUGAGUACAUAGCAACUUAAAGGUGGGGUAGGUAAUUCACUUCAGAAACACUUUUUGUUAUAUUCCAUUGAAUGCUCUUAACAUCCCGAUAGCAAUUAAUACAUGAAAUGCUUUGACAAUAAAUACAUUAAAAAAUGUCAUCACUGGAAGCCGUGGCGCUGUAAAAAGCACGACCAAUCAUCUGAGCCGGCCCGGCUAAAAUAACUGGAUGGCCUACCUGCCUGUCAGCCUUCCAUCUCGUGCACAAACUUAUCGUGCCCUCAUUGGUCAUGUGCGCGUUCGUGUGUGUUGGAGGAGGGGCUCUGUAAUGAAGGGGCAGAUUUUUUCCGGUUGUGUAUUUUCAAAUUCUAGCGCACUCGAGCUGGUUUCUCCAUUCUUACCUACCCUACCUUUAAGAGACUUAUCUGCAGGCAGCGUUUUUAUAACCAUUAUCAAUGCACGCUCAUCUAUUACAGCAAUUGGAGCUCUUCUGAAUAUUUUCUCAGUGGACGGGUCAACACUUCAAUUCUUACCAUGUUGGCAUCAGUGUGCAAAGGGAUGGGCUGUAUACUUUAGUUUUUUUGGAACGUGUCCAUUUGGAAAGAUGGCUUCCUCUCCCACUUCUUUGUUCUGUCUUUUUCUCCCCUCACACCCAGUAAGACAAACAUGGAGAAAUUCAACCACAUUUUGUAUUUAUUAUAGGAAUAUGCUUCCUAUUAUAAACAUAAUUUUGCUUCUGAGGCCAGCUUCAGGUUUGAUCAGCAGUUUUCCAAAAGCUCUGCAUCGCCUGGGUCUCCCUGUGCUUGCAUGACAUGGAAAUAUAUAUUUUUUGGUUGUGCAUGUAGAUCCAUUUUUUUGGGAAAUAAUCCUCUUGUUUACACAUGGAUGGUGAUGUUAAUAUAUUUAAGAAUGUAAUGGUAUACAAUAUGGAUGUUGCCAAACGUUGGUAAAUGUACACAUACCAUGAGAGGUAAUCCAAAUGAACUGAACUACAUGUUUUGUAUUUAACCGGGUCAGCCAGAUGCUUCUAUUCCAGUAAAGGUUGCAUAUCUGAUCCUGUCUCAAACUGCCACACACUGUACUCAGCUUAAAGGGGAUAUUUUAAUGUUUUUCUUUCUUUUGUAUAUAAGUAUUUGUUAAAUGCAGUUCUGGCUCUCUGUUCUCUGUAUAGUUCAGACCGCGCUUUAGGUUGUAAGUGCUAUUUUUCUCAGAGGGACUCGGUUUCUUUUUAGUUUGUGUGGGGAUAUCUGAAGUUUUUCCUUUUCUCUGCAUGCUGCAUCUUAUGCUGUGGGACUGUUGGAAACUUGAUACUGUAUGAAAUUAAAUUCAUUUAAAUAAACUUUGAAAUGUUAAAAGUUU